AUGCUACUUGUCGAUGAAGAAACACGCACAGAUGUGCUCGACUACUUCCCGGCGAUCACAAAUAAGAAAAUAUAUUAUCAACUCCUUACUCAACAUAUCCAUUACCAAGACGCUCAAACGUUUCAAGAUGACAUUUCUUUCUUAAAGGAGUCUAGUUUGAAAUGGCGUGUACCUCUUACAGUGCAGAAGCGGCUGGACAUGAUGGACACUGAUUGGAACAAGCUGCCCUCUACGUUACAUGAAAUGCCCAAUAUAUACUUGCAAGACUUGGCUUUAUUUUUAGAUGACUCAACAACGUUAUCCAGACUGCUGUAUAGUGCCAAUAUCGACUCGUCCACAUGGCAGUGGCAAGAGAAAUCAAAGUGCUUUCCGUUGAUUGAAACAACAAAAGGUCAUGUUGUUUUUAGUCAUCCACAACAUGAGCGCCAAGCAAUGGCAGCAGACAAGUCAAGAAAAGCAACUUAUUCGCACCGCAGUGUCCGAAAACUAGCUUUAUUUGAUACCAUGUCCACCAUCAUCACUACCAGCAGCAGCAGCAGCAGCAGCGGUAAGGAUGACAAUGCCAACGCUCAUAACCCUAUUCCACCCGAUUAUGGAAGAGAGAUAUCCACCAGUACAUCUACGCAUGCUGCUGCCAAUACAGCGACUACGACGCUUACUGCGGAAACAGCUACAUUAGGUGAUAUCCAAAAUAAUGCAAUACGCUAUCGACCACCCGGAUGCAAGUUUCUCCCACAUCGAGAAAUCGAUGAUUUCAUAAAACAGAAAAAGCAAGUGAACAGUAAUGUCAGACAGGAGUAG
Messenger RNA from Mucor velutinosus, 801 nucleotides. RefSeq lists its product as uncharacterized. Lineage: Eukaryota; Fungi; Mucoromycota; Mucoromycetes; Mucorales; Mucoraceae. Bases 1 to 801 code for a protein of 266 amino acids. The record is from RefSeq and is a predicted model, not a curated record. The transcript has 2 exons.